AUGAAGGCAAAAUUCGAAAUGAGCAUGAUGGGAGACCUGAAUUUCUUUUUAGGGCUGGAAGUGAAGCAAAGGGAGGAUGGGAUUCUAAUUCACCAGGCCAAGUACAUUCGGGAUAUUCUCACGAAGUACAACAUGAAUGACUGUAAAGUUGCCAGCACCCCAUUCGCCUCUCAGACAGCGCUUACUCUAGAUCCUCAAGGAAAACCAGUAAACAAAUCUUUUUAUCGCUCGAUGAUCGGUUCUCUGAUGUACUUGACAGCUAGCAGGCCGGACAAUAUGUGGGCAGUCUGUCUUUGUGCUCGAUUUCAGACAAAUCCCAAGGAAUCUCACGAAACUGCUGUAAAGCGCAUCUUCUGCUAUCUCAAAGGAACUCCGAAACUAGGUCUUUGGUUGUAA
Messenger RNA from Helianthus annuus (common sunflower), 396 nucleotides. RefSeq lists its product as uncharacterized. Lineage: Eukaryota; Viridiplantae; Streptophyta; Magnoliopsida; Asterales; Asteraceae. The coding region runs from base 1 to 396 and encodes 131 amino acids. The transcript is spliced from 2 exons. The record is from RefSeq and is a predicted model, not a curated record.